Messenger RNA from Saprolegnia parasitica CBS 223.65, 858 nucleotides. RefSeq lists its product as hypothetical. The transcript is spliced from 5 exons. NCBI's taxonomy places the organism in Eukaryota, Oomycota, Saprolegniomycetes, Saprolegniales, Saprolegniaceae. The record is from RefSeq and is a predicted model, not a curated record. Gene Ontology annotation, molecular function: GTP binding; GTPase activity. The coding region runs from base 211 to 744 and encodes 177 amino acids.
GUCCUGACCAAGUUUGGCCCGAAGGGCGGCGGUGGCGGCUCGAACCGCACCUCGAUCACAAAGGCGACCGCAGGGCGCAGCUCGCUCGGUCGCGCGCCGUCUUCGCUCUCGGCGUCGGCCACGGACGACGAGGCCAAGACGGUCGUCAAGAAGCCCCACAAGAUCAAGCUUCUGCUGCUCGGCGACAGCGGCGUCGGCAAGACGAGUCUCAUGCGCGUCUUCUCUGGCGACGAGUUUUCCGAGUCGAUGCUGGCCACCGCAGGCGUCGAUUUCAAGCUGCGGCAGCUGCGCCUCGAAGACGAGCACGACGUGGCGCUGCAGAUUUGGGACACGGCCGGCCAAGAACGCUUCCACCGCAUCACCUCCACGUACUACAAGGGCGCGAAUGGUAUCAUCCUCGUCUACGACGUGAGCGACAAGCGCGGCUUUGACAAUGUGGGCUAUUGGAUGAAGAACAUCCAGCAAUACUCGACGCCCAACAUGCCAGCGAUGCUGCUUGUCGGCAACAAGAUUGAUCUGCCGACGCGCAUCGUGCCUUCGGAGGAUGGGCAGGCGGCGGCGUCGCAGUACAACUGCCGGUUCAUCGAGACGAGUGCGAAGACAUCGGAGAACACUUCGGACGCGCUUGAAACCAUCGCCCGAGACGCGCUCAUCAUGACCCUCAACCCGUCCAUGACGCAACGCGAGCUCCUCGAGCGCGAGCGACGCGGAAAGCUCACGCACGACAACUGCACGAUCAGUUGACAACCUCCUUUGUUCGAUUCGUUCGACGAAAUCACAACGCGGCCGUCGUUGUCCUUGCUUCCUCCGCUUCUUCGGAGCGCCCUAAUAUAAAGAAAUGCCAUAGAGUUGAUGCGA